CAGCGGCGGUUGCAGCAUCGCGGCUGCCGCUGACAGCGCCGCGCUCGCAGGUCCCUUCCCGCAGCUCCAGCGGCUUCUGCCAGGAUUUUCCCAGGUCCAGCCCCCCUCGUCCGCCUCGGAUUUAGGAUUAACUCGCCUGUGGAGAGAUGGUCUUAGCUGAAUUACUUAAAGACACUUAAGAGCAGAUUUUUCACCAGUAAUCAGACUGCUUUAUCAAUGGAGCCCCGGAUUCCCCACAACAUCACCGUUGUCCCCAACUCUGUGAUGGUCCAGCCCUUGCUGGACAGCCGGAUCCCCUAUGGGCGGCUGCAGCAUCCGCUCACCAUCCUGCCGAUUGACCAAAUGAAGACAACUCACAUCGAGAACGAUUACACCGACAACCCCACCGCUUCCCAGCUGGCAGCCCAGAAGCGUCCCCGAGCCCCCCAUGAACUGGUCUUGACCAACCAGCACCUGCAGCGGUGUGAGCAGGAUGUCACCCACCCCUGGAUUUCCUUCAGCGGGCGUCCCAGCUCCAUCAGCAGCAGCAGCAGCACGUCUUCAGACCAAAGGCUCUUGGACCACAUGGCCCCAGCACCUGUGGCGGAGCAGUCCUCCCCCCGAGCGGUUCGCAUACAGCCCAAGGUGAUUAACUGCAAACCCCUGGACCUGAAGGGACCCGUGUCUCAGGAACUGGACAAGCACUUUCUACUGUGCGAAGCCUGUGGGAAAUGCAAGUGUAAGGAGUGCGCGCUGCCCCGGACUCUGCCUUCCUGCUGGGUGUGCAACCAAGAGUGCCUCUGCUCGGCACAGAACCUGGUCAACUACUCCACCUGCAUGUGUCUCGUCAAGGGCGUCUUCUACCACUGCACCAACGAGGAUGACGAGGGCACGUGUGCUGACCACCCCUGCUCCGGCUCCCACUCAAACUGCUGCGCCCGCUGGUCCUUCAUGAGCGCCCUCUCCCUGGUGCUCCCUUGCUUGCUCUGCUACCUGCCAGCCACCGGCUGCGUCAAGCUGUCCCAGAGAUGCUACGACCAAGUGAGCCGGCCCGGAUGCAGAUGCAAAAACACAAACAGUGUCAUUUGCAAGGCACUGCCGGAGAGCAAAGGAAGCAGGCCAGAAAAGCCCUUUUGAUAGUUUGGGAGGACGGGGGGUGGCGUUGGCUCUUUUUAAUAACCUGUGUUCUGAGGAUGACAUUAGCCUUUUGCCUUCGGAGAAAGCAGAAGCAACUGUUUCCACAAACUGAAGCACUUUGGGUUAUUCAGGGUUUUGGAACUGGUCAGAAUUUAAAUAGAUGGGGCCAAAGGAGGAAUCUUAAUAAUGUAGAGUGAAGGCUGAAAACCUACGUAUAUCGUGAAGUACAGCUGCUUAAAAACUCCCGGUUCGGAGGGACGGACGGCUGCUCACCAUGCCUGCAUACCACAAGAACCAUUAACUGCUCGCUUGGCAGGCACGGCCGCACCAGCAAUACCUACUCCCUUCUGCAGAAAGCUGCACUGGAUUCGCGUUCAGGGUGGGAUGCUUGGUUUUGCUUUCCUUCCAAACUCCAGUUUGCUCCCAGCAGCCUGCUGAAGGCAACGGGUUCACUCCCUCCUUCCCCACCCGCACACCGUUAGAAGGGCCAGUUGCACACAAAGUACGUGUUUCUCAAAAGCUUUCUGUGUCCCUCAAAGAUUUUGAGCCAGAAGUAAAAAUACAGUUCACUUGCUUAAGGGUCUCUUAACAUUCAGACAUUCAGCUUUCUUGGAACCCACCCGGCCACGUUGAUUUGGACCCUCUUUUUUAAAGCAAGAUGGUAGCAGGGUUGCUCCCUCCAUGGGAAGAAUGCGUUCAGGCGGUUGUGUCAACACCGUGUCGUUCUCCCUGUAAGCUGAUCCGUAGCAUCAGGUUUCACUCAAUGGAAUAUUAAUUUUACAUCAACACUACAAACCCGCUCCAGAAGGAUGGUGGUCGAAUCCCGUUUCCCCAGCACGCCGCUUGCUCCCCACUGCUGGAGCAAAGGGCGGCUUAAUUUCCACAAAGUGAAGACGUUCAGUGUUUGCUUCUCUAAACCUCUCAAGCUCUGUUAAGAAGUCACAAAAACCUAAGCAUAGGACACACAUAGGUGUAUUUUUAUAGGGAUAUCAAUCCAGUACCUCCUCUCCUGGAACAAGCUCUUCUUUGCUCAUUAAAUAUUAAGUUCUUUUUAAUUUUUUUUUGUCUUGGGGAAGAAUGGCAUUCGCUUGAAGUACAGCCCGUUCCCCCAUCUCUAUUGCUGCUGUUCAACUUUUGCCUCCUCUGUCCAAAAGUGUGUCUUUUUAAAUGUAGAGAGUGCUUUUAAUGUUUAUUUUAGUAUUAACAAAUGCUAGGGAAAGCCAGGGGAGGGAAGAGAACGUAUUUAAGAAAUUUGCCCGUGGUUUUCAGUCAGUGAAUAUCACUGGCUUUGUCCGUGCACUCAUCCUAGGGCCAGUUCUGCGUUCUCAUGAGAUGCAGUAACCCCUUUAUCUUGACAACUACAAGGUGCUAAAGAAAAAUCUUUGUCCAAACAUGCAACACUGUAAUAUGUAGGUAGGUACUUGUUGCAUGCAGAAAACUGAUCUAGUCUCUCUUUUUUUUUUUUUUUAAUUAGAGGAAAUUUCCUCAGUAAAUGCACAGCAGUGACAGUGAAAUGUCAUCUCUAAUUAGAUAAGCAAUAGGCAGAGCUCAUGUAGCAUUUCCAGGAAUCCCAUUUGCUUGGCCGCAAUACAGUUGGAGCGUAAGGGUUGGCAGGAGCAUGCUGAUGGGAGUUCUGGUGUCUUUUGUUUUAGGAAUUCAUUUAACCUGGAUGACUUGGGGUUUAGUUAAGCUAAAUUGUAGAUAUUUAUUGAAUGGAGAAUUUAAAAAAAAAAAAACAACCAACUUUCUAUAUUUAUAACAUUUGCUAGCUUGUGUCUGAUAAAUCAUAGGAAAAGGGAUACUACAUCUGUCACCAGAUACCAAUUCCUAUGGUUUAUCCUCGUCUUGACUGUAUGGGGACACCAGAAAGAAGGAAGCAGGUGGGGAUCCAGAGCUGUAUCUGUUAGCUUGCACAAAUGAGAAGGGAAAGGGUAAAAGGAAAACCAACCCCAAACUAGCUGAGCUGUUGGUCGAAUGUAUAAGGUAUUGUAUUUAAUAAGAGAAAACCUUUUCCUAUGAUGCAAACAGGCUACAAAACGCAGCAGGAGAGCUAUUUACCUGCUGCCCUCCUCUGCUGGGACCAUACAUAUCCAAACGGCCUCCACCUAUGGUUGUUUUGCCUUUUUGACCCUCUGUCCUUGGCUGUUCCUGGGGGAUCUGUGCUGAAAAACUGCAAUAGCAAAGCCCGUGGUUUAGAUGCAUGGUCCUUGCAAGCAAAUACAACGCUGGAGUGGUCGCCACUGUGCCAAUCUACACUCAUGUAUAUACACCCAGCAAUCCCCUAUGGAUUUCCUUUCAUUGUACAUAGCUGUAAACUAUUUCUCUGUUGGUUUCUUUUAAUAUAUAAAUCCUGCUAUGGUGUAAGCCGAUCCCGCGCUGGAAGGCUGUAAAGCGUUAGUGGAUGUGUUAGAGCAGUGGUAAAUGUAGCAGAGCGACCCUCCCUCUCCUCCCGGCGCAGCGGCCGGACUCUGCUCCAUCACCUCCUGGCCCAACACACGGCAAAAACUCACUGAGCUCUUUGCAGAGGGCUCGGAAAGGCUCGGGGCAGCCGAAGCGGGGGCUCUGCCGGUGGUGCUGCACCACGGGGCUGGCGGAGGGUACGUCUCCGGUCAAUAAUGUCUUUAUUCCCUUCUUUUUCCCCCCCCCAACGCCUCUGUUCCCCAUCCCUUUUUAAGGUACUUGGGUCUCCUGCCACCCCUCAGCCGUACCGCGGGCACGGUGCCGUGUAACCCAGCCCCGGCGAGGGCAGGGAGGGGGCAGCUCUGGCCAUCCUCCCUGCAGGUCGUGUGCCCUCCUUGCAAACUGACGAACGGCUGCUAAUUAGCACAGGGAUGUGCGCUCUCCGGCCGUGUUGGCACGGUGCGGUGGCGCCAUGAAGGCAAGAGAGGAGGGCAGGCUCCUCGGGACCGGUGCUGUGCCACCGCAAAGCAGCUCUGGAGGAGGAGGAGGAGGAGGAUGGCAGAGCAAUUAGACUUUACCACCUUCAACUGCUAAUUGCUGCAGCACGUUCGUAUCCGGGUGUUGUCCUCUGCCCACACACAGAAGCCCAGAGAGCAAGAAGGGGUGACUUUAUGACGCAUUGGCAAUGCCACACCAUGUCCCCGGAGCUGGAGCUCACCAUCAGCAGAGUGGCUUCAACAGCCGAGUAAACCAUCACGGCACCCUAUGUCGCAGCACCUGCCGGGCACAAGGACCAGCUACAAAAUUCACACCGUUGCUCCCCGGGCACCGGGUUUCCCACCCCGACGAGCCCUCGCCCUUUCGCAGCACGGGGUGUUCCUCUCCCCUCCCACGCUCCGACAAGCCGAUAGAGGUUUCCCCCUUCUCCUGUUGCCACCCCACCACAUACACACCCUGAAAAGUUACCACAGAAGGUUUUCUUUGUAUAGAAUAUUUAUU
Molecule: messenger RNA, 4515 nt
Organism: Chroicocephalus ridibundus (black-headed gull)
Lineage: Eukaryota; Metazoa; Chordata; Aves; Charadriiformes; Laridae
Gene: SPRY4
Product: sprouty RTK signaling antagonist 4
Exons: 2
Coding region: 217-1116 (299 amino acids)
Biological process (GO): animal organ development; negative regulation of MAP kinase activity; multicellular organism development
Cellular component (GO): cytosol; membrane
Source: RefSeq, a predicted model, not a curated record